UAAAGAUUGAUUGAAGUCCACCCAGUGAUGUAGUAUAAUAGGUACGGAGAUUACAAAAAUGAAGACGUCGGUACCAGCAUUGCUAAUGAUCAUAGUUUAUUUUGGUGUAAACAUUAAAGGACAAUGCAUACCAAAUCCGAAUGUCACUCCAGGACCAAAUGAUCCAGCAUUUCCAACAUUGCCCGACGCGUUUUCCACACGAUUAGAAUCAAACUUGAAGGAAUUGAGUGAAACUAUAACUGCAGAGAUAUACUAUGAUUAUGGUAAAAAUUUUGCAACAGUUAAACAGACAUCAAAUGGAGGUCAGACUACGACAUUGCUUGAUUAUAACAAUAAUCAGAUGUUGACAGUAGAUACAUUUCAGCAUUGUGAAGUCCAGAACUUAAGCUCAAACCUGGAUACGGUAAUAUUUGGUACUCCAGCAAAAAGCGGCGUUGUUCCUCAUAUCCUUACAACGAAUGGUGUGUUGCACUUUAUGAAACAGAGUGGACAGGUUUACAAACAGCAGGAGUUUGUCCGAGGUAUAAAUACUGAUCAUUGGUCAACUUGCUUGGUGUGGAAAGAAUUAAACUCAACAUUUACACUGGAUUAUUUCUUUGCUGCUGGUAAUUGGAAAACACCAAUCGCAUUUCCGCAAAUACCGGUCAGGGCGAUCGCCACUGGACAACAAAUUUUACCAAAUGGAACCCGCCACCAGUUUCAACAUUACUAUGACUAUGUAGACUUCAGAUUAGAUAUUAGCGACUAUUCUGUCUUUGAGACUCCAAAAGGUGUAUAUUGUCCUGGGCGAAAUAAUACACGACCCGUACCAAAGCCAAGUUCUUCCUUUCACUACAAGGCAGAGGUUAUUUACCCAGAAUCCAUGGCAAUCACCUCAAUAGAUAUAUGGUACGAUAGUGAGCUGAACCUUAUGAGAAUGGAUUACAGACCAACGACAUCUUCGAGAACAACGUACAAUUCAGAUUCAUUUAGUGAAGUCCAUGACUUCACAACAGGAAUAAAGUAUUUAACUGACAAGACCAGAGGAAAUUGUACGAUUUCACAGAUUACAAGCGCUUCUGAAGAUGGUCAUAAGGGACCAUUUGGCGAACAACUAAAGAAUGCAAGCCAGUUUUUAUUUUUAGAUGCUAAUUAUCAAUUUACAGGAAAGAGAAUGUCUAGGGGUGUUCCCUGUGAUGUUUUUACAGCAAGGAGAUUAUUUCCAUAUAAUGGAGUCUGGUACAACAGUACACUCAACUAUUACUUUUUAACGGACGGAUAUAAAGAAUAUCCAUCAGAUGGUUCAACAUCACCAACAGAUAUACCAUUUUCAUUAGAAGUUACCCUAGAUGUGCCGGAUAUGGACCCUUUGAAUAUUUUAGUUAAUUUUUUGAACUUUGAUACUGGGAAGAGGUCCGUUUCAGAGUUUGACAUUUCUUCUUGCUACAGGAACAUGUCAAGCCUUACAUUUCAACUGCUAUUACCAGGGCCUUUUAGAGAGCAAGAUACAGACCUACUACUACUACAAGCACAGAGAAUACUACCAGCUAUUAUGAAUAUAACCAGUAUAAGACUACAGAAUGUUAGAGUAAACUAUGAUUCUUCAUCGGUAUAUCUUACCUGCACAGUUACCAAUAUUGCUCCUGAUUAUGUAAAAUUUUCUCAAGCUACUACAGUCACAAGGCCAUCAUCUUACGUGAUAUCAUCAAAGGACGUCAAACAAAGCUACGACUUUACUGAUACAUGGCAAGAUUGUGCAACAUACUGUUCACAGAGUUAUGGUUUCAUCUGUAAUAGUUUUGAUUUCUGCAAAGCACCAUUCAUGUCCGGUUGUAAGCUUUAUGCAGACAGACGCUCAGACAUACAAACAUAUUUAAAGACUCAUACAUCACCUUGUUUCAACUAUACAGUGUACCAGAGAACAGUGAAUGGCUUGUCAAACCAAGAAACUGCUGUUGCUGAUGCAUAUGGAUAUUUACAAGAUGCCAUCAACCAGAAAAGCGUUCAUCUACAAACAUAUGGACAAUUGGGGUUUGUUACAGACUACUACGGUGUUUCAACUAAAAUAGUUUCAGGAUUGCUUGAAUAUGAUGAUAUGCCAUCAAUGAGUGGCCACUUUUCUUACCGAGAUGAAGUAACCUUUCCAGGAUCCAAACAUACAUAUGGAAGUGAUAUAUGGUAUGACACUAACUUCAAUCUUGUCCGGUAUGACAUUGUCCGAACAGGGGCACCGUAUUACAGCAAUAGUCCCUUGCAACACAUCCAUGAUUAUAAUGCAGGUGUCGCUUAUGUGAUUGAUACAGGGAUGCAAAAUUGUACCAUCCAACCUAUAUCAAAGAAUUUCCUUGACAAAAAGAAAAAUGGAUCUUACCACAUGCUUAAUCCACUGGAUCUCUUUCAUAUGAACAAGAGUUAUAAGUUUAUUGGGCAGAAAACUGUGCGCGGAAUGACAUGUAAUAUAUUUGAAGCUACCGUCAAUGAUUUUAAGUUAGAUUUGGCAGACCCACAACAGUUCGACAGUACAUUUCAAUAUUACUUUCUGAAGGAUGAUUGGGCGACAAAUUCUGAUUCAGGAUCGGAACUGACUCAUGCUCAGCCAAUAAGACUGGAUAUUUUUUCUGUCACGAAAGGGUUAUACCUUACAUACAACUAUUUCGAUUGGAAUGACAAUGAUCCUGAUCUGAACAAUUUCAAUAUUGUACCAUGUUAUACUGGCGAUCAGCAAAAACAUGUUGUCAUCGUUUUUUCAGGACAAUAUUUUCCAUAUCUUGUCUCCAACAGUAAACUUUUCAAGUUAAAGGUUCUCAAUCAAUUAGGACAGAUGACCAAUGCAUCACUCAUCCGAUUCCAGCAACUUGAGGUUGAUUACGGUCUCACUCGUGUUUAUGUCAUCAUGACAAUAGUAGAUGCAGCUCAACAAUAUGACGGAGCUUCUUAUCGCCCAGAACCCGACAUAGAUACUAUUAUUGAGACAAUCAAUGAUAACGUUUACGGAGGAUUAUUGAGAAUAACAAUUCCACAGACGGAUGGAUCAAUAUAUAUGUUUAAUGCUACAGCAGUCGUUGACAAUAUAUUAAGAAACGAUGGAAAACCAUUGUCAAGCAAAACAUUAAGUCACUUUAAGGCAAUGAAAGAUAAAUCUCAGAAAGGAUUAACAGGUUUUCUUACUGGAAUCUCAGUAGAUGAUUGUGCAGAGUCGUGUUUAACAGAGUUAGAAUUUGAUUGCUACUCAUUUGUUUACUGUUAUAAAACGGGCGUGUGUUUGUUGGCUAGCACAUAUGCACAGAACAGGACAGAUUUGAUAUAUGAUAGACCCAAGUGUGAUCUAUAUUAUAGGUCUUAUUUGGACAAAUUCACCGCCGUACCUGGACAGACGUCUACUAUUUCUUCUACACAAACAACAAUAACAGCCACAGCAGAGGCUUGUGCUCAGAAAUGCAUUUUCUCAUCCAGCUGCAAAUCCUUCGUUUACUGUAUGAUUUCUCAGUCGUGUUCUCUACUGCAGGCACAUCAUCUUAAUAUUCCAAAGAACGGCAGUAAUAUUGAUUCAAUGUGCUCAUUUUAUAGUCGAAGCUAUGUAAAUGACUUUAAGCGUAAAGCUAGGUCAACGGUAAAAGUUACUCCACAAAUGCUCGACAUACAAGCAGUUUCUGUUGACCAGUGUGCUCAGCUAUGUAUCCAGACUGAGUCGUUUACUUGUAACUCAUUUUCUUUCUGUGGCAAUGAUACGACCUGUAGAUUAACCCCGGCCCAUCCUGUCACAGGACUGAGAGUCAUAGCAACAGAUUAUUGUGACCUAUAUACAAGAACUUAUUACUCAAAUGCUCCUGCUAAACAAAAACAGUCACAGUCAAGCACCAAAGGAGUUUCGUCGGGUGCUGCUGCUGGAAUAGGAUUAGGAUUAUUAUUGGUAGGAGUGAUAGUUGGUGGAGGACUUAUUAUAAUUUUAUCAAAGAAAAGAAAGUUACCUCCAGUAGAAAUAUUCAAUAUGAACUAUACAGAAUCGAAAGAUGAUACUCAAUGAUAAAGACUGUAAAAACGUUUUACUCCACUUCUUUAUCCAGAUAUUAGUACAAUUAUCUGUGCAAUAAGUUGACAGUUGUUGUGUUUUUUUUGGGGGGAGGGGGUCAUAUUGUCACAUUGUGUAUGCUGAGAACCAUAUUUUAUGUUUAUGUAUACUGAUAUUGAUUUUUUUACUUACUCUUGACUGAAGUAUCAUCGUAUGGACAUUAAUAUUAUUUAUUAUUUUGUUUGAAAUCAUUAUAAUCAUAUUCAUUUAGAUCCCUUUGUUUUGACUCAUGUAACUAAAGAGGAAUUAUAUUACAUACAUUUUUAUAA
This is a messenger RNA of Mytilus trossulus (common blue mussel), 4317 nucleotides long. RefSeq lists its product as uncharacterized. The transcript has 30 exons. The coding region runs from base 59 to 4003 and encodes 1314 amino acids. Lineage: Eukaryota; Metazoa; Mollusca; Bivalvia; Mytilida; Mytilidae. The record is from RefSeq and is a predicted model, not a curated record.